AGGAUCGAUGGGGAACGCCCAACCCUCGGCAUCCAAGCGGCAUCUCCUGUGCAACAGCUCUUGAGUCACCCCACUUCCCCGUGCCUCAGUUUCCCUAAUCUGCAGAUGGGGCAAUUGCAUCUCAGGGAUGGUGUGACCGGUCCUACGGGGAACGAUGAAUUUCUCCAACCAUCCCGUCCCACUGGAAAGGCUGGCUCUGCUGUCCUCUCCCCGAGCAUCUUGGGAGCCGCGGUGACGGUCCGCGGCUGUUUUGAGGCUGGGCUGUGAGAUCAGAGCACAAACCAGUUCUUCUUCACCUUUCAUCAUCGGGGCGGGAGCAGGGCCUAGCUCAUACAGUGCUGCUUGGCAUUGAGCUGAGGGCAGAGGAUUCCAUCCCAGGCAGAACUACCCGAGGCAUGGCCAGGAUCCUCACCAGGGCCAGAAGUGGCUGCAGUGAAAAUGGCAAUUGCCCCUAAUUUGUUGUUAAUGAGACUCAGCCUCUCCCCGUGGCCUGGGCCAAGGUGUGCUGAUUGCUGGAGAAGGGUGCCUGAUCCCUGCCCAGGUAAACUUGCCUGCAAAGCUGUGAAGGCAGUGAGAAAACACCCUCAGAAACACUGAGAAACACUCCAUGCCAGAUGAGACAAACAACCCAUGCCCUUUGGCAUGGCCAGCCAGAAAGUACUUUGCUGUGUCCUGGCAGGGCAUACAGGGACCCAAAAUGCUCCAGCAAAGCAGGUGGGACCCCUCCAGACCUCACGGUGCAGACCCACAGAUUUGGAGCGCAGCUGAGGCAGCAGGGAGGGAAGCAGCAAGGCAUGGAACAACAGGUCCCAGCAGUGAGGUGCCAGCCUGGGGGACACGCACACCUCUGGCAUGGGGCCGUCUGUCAUGAACCUGCCUCGUGGCCAUCUGCGGGCAGAGCAUCCUGCCCUGGGACCAGGCGUGUUCAGGGGAAUAGUGGAAACCACCUCUGGGCCAAAGGAUGAAGAAGGAUCAUAGAAUUAUUGAAGAUGGAAAAGACCACUGAGGUCAUCCAGUCCAAACACCAACCCACUCCCAUUGUGUCUGCUAACCGUGUCCCUCAGAAAUGAGAAAGCACUGUAUGACAACCCAGGACAAACACAGAGGGACACAUUGGCAGCACCACGUGGGACCGGCCCUGGCAGCACGAGCUUGGCAGCACGGCUGGAGGAAAGUGGAUGUGCCACCACCAGGAGCUGCACAGUGACUCCAGCUCUUUGCUCUCCCCCUCCCUGGAGCUGGACAGGACGGUGGUGGGCAAAGGCAGCAGGCAGGCAGCGAGAUGGCAACGGGUGCAGAUGUGCGGGACAUCCUGGAGCUGGGGGGUGUGGAGUCUGAGAACACAGGCACCAUCAACAAGAAGGAUAUCAUCAACUCAGAUAAGAAAAAAUCCAAGAAAUCUUCAGAGACGUUGACGUUUAAGAGGCCAGAAGGAAUGCACAGAGAAGUUUAUGCACUCCUCUACUCUGACAAAAAGGAUGCACCUCCACUGCUGCCAAGUGAUACAACUCAGGGUUAUCGAACAGUCAAAGCAAAGCUGGGGUCGAAGAAAGUCCGACCUUGGAAGUGGAUGCCUUUCACCAACCCAGCAAGAAAAGAUGGAGCUAUGUUCUACCACUGGAGGAGAGCAGCAGAGGAGGGAAAGGACUACCCGUUCGCCAGGUUCAAUAAAACAGUGCAGGUACCUGUCUACUCAGAGCAGGAGUACCAGAUGUAUCUCCAUGAUGAUGCGUGGACCAAAGCAGAGACAGACCACCUCUUCGACUUGGCUCGGCGUUUUGACUUGCGCUUCGUGGUGAUUCAUGACCGCUAUGAUCACCAGCAGUUUAAGAAAAGAUCCGUGGAAGACCUGAAGGAACGGUAUUACCACAUUUGUGCCAAGCUGGCUAAUAUUCGUGCAGCUCCAGGCACAGACCUGAAAAUCCCAGUUUUUGAUGCUGGCCAUGAGAGGAGGAGGAAGGAACAACUGGAAAGGCUGUACAAUAGGACACCAGAACAGGUGGCAGAAGAGGAAUAUCUCAUUCAGGAGCUCCGCAAAAUUGAAACCAGAAAGAAGGAGAGAGAGAAGAGAACACAAGAUCUGCAGAAACUCAUCACAGCUGCUGACACCACCACUGAACAGAGACGCGCUGAACGCAAGGCUCCCAAGAAGAAGCUGCCGCAGAAGAAAGAGACAGAGAAGCCUGCCGUUCCUGAGACUGCUGGCAUCAAGUUUCCUGACUUCAAAUCUGCAGGUGUCACGCUGCGAAGCCAGAGGAUGAAACUGCCGAGCUCGGUGGGACAGAAGAAGAUUAAAGCCCUGGAGCAGAUGCUGAUGGAACUCGGAGUAGAUCUCAACCCUAUGCCCACGGAGGAGAUCGUGCAGAUGUUCAACGAGCUGCGGAGCGACCUGGUACUGCUGUAUGAGCUGAAGCAAGCCUUUGCCAACUGUGAAUACGAGCUUCAGAUGUUACGGCAUCGCUAUGAGGCCCUGGCCAAAGCUGGUAGUAUCGGCCCCCUCAGCGUGGAAGGCAGCCAUCCAGAUGGCCAGACAGGGAUCGGCAUCGAGGAGGGCAAAGGAGAUGCCAAGGACCAGAUCAUUGACGUAGUAGGAGCACCACUGACCCCCAACUCGGUGAGAAGGAAGGUUGUGGGGGCAGAACAGGGAGCACUCAGGUCUCCGACGCAGAUGCCGUGACGAGCACUGGGAUGCUGCCCUGCUCUCCCUCCAGGCGUGCGCGUCCAAGGGAGCACAGCACGCCUUUUCCCCCAAGUCCCAGUGCUCUCUGGGCUCGUCUCCUGUGCUGGACAGUGUUCUUGGUGCUAUAGGUGGGGUCAGCAGGUCUUUCUUCAUCCUGCAUGCAGGCAGAUGGCUUGAUGUGGGUGCCAUCGUGGACCAAAGCAGUGAAGCUUUGCCUGACGAGAGCUUGCACCAGGGCAGCGGCAGUGAUGCCAGUACAGCUGCAGGCCUGAGGCAUUUUCCUCCAAGCCACGUAAGGGCUGCUCAGCAGAGGGAAGCAAGCGGGAAAAGCAGUCUUGAUAUGAUGAGCCAUGACCUGCCCAAGUCCCUGGAGUCGAGUGGUAUCCUGCCUGGGGCAGAAGGCUUGGGAAGGAGAGAGGUAUUUGAAGAGCUGAGCAGUGUUUCCAUACUCUGCUUCCAGCGCUGAGGAAGAAAAGCCAGACCUCGGAGUUCUAGAAGCCACUGAAGCUUCGCCACAAGCCCUGCCACAGCAACCUGUGCGUGUCCAUCUGCAGGUUGUACAUCAGCAGCCCUCUCCUCCCUAACUCUACGAGGGCAAGUUGCCCAGCCCCUCACCCUCAGCCCUGAGGCAGUGGUGUGCUUAGAGGUCAGGCAAGGCUGCUUUCCCCUCUGUGCGCUCCCCUGGAACAGCUGAGCUGAACUGUCUGAUAAACAGCUGCCCAUCUCCACGCAGUGGCAUCCCUGACGCCUCAGAUAUACUGCCCCCGGUAGCGUCACAGACCUUUAUUUUCUAAAAUGUAUAAUGUAUUAUUGCAGGAUAUUCAGAACACCUUAUCUGUCAACAGCAGAGGUGACGCAUUAAUCUGGACUUGAGUAAUGUCCUGUUCAGUUGUGACAACAUGGAGUCAUAAGGAAGCGUUCCACCGAGACAGGUUCAUGUUCGCAAAGAAGUCUUUUGCAUCUUUCUUUCACUGCAUUCAAUCUCACCCUUCGAUGCGGUCCACAGUAUCCCGGUUGGUGAACGCUUGGGGCUGCUUCGCAUCACGCUGCCUUCCCUCCACAACCCUUGAUGGGAAGGAAGGCGCUGGUGGCAGCGGCCGUGGCUGCAGGAGGGAGAGCCCAAACGUGUUCCUGACCACGUUCUUCCUCAGCCCCACCUCUUGGAGAUGGAAACAAAGAGGUGGGCCUGGGCAGCGCAGAGAGGGUUAAACUGACCUCGUCUCUGACAUAUUUGAAAGAAAUAUAAUCAAGUUAAUUCACUGCAAGGCAAAUUCAGUACCUAAAGGGCCUCCAUGUUAAAUACAGCACUGACCUUUACCGGCUGAUUACACAAAGACGACACAAUUAGAUUAGUCCAAGACAAAAGGUCAAGCACAUUCACACUGUGACCAUUUUAUGCUACCUUUAGAGGGGGGAAGAAAUUACCUCCCAGCUGGAGGGGUAUCUGCAUGAGGAGGGGAACGGGACCGCUGUGCCGCCUUCUGCGUGGCUCAGGUAUGUUUGGGGUGUCAGACAGAUGCAGGCACCGUGCUUCCCUCUACCUUCCCUGCACUUCUGGGUGCUCAGGCAGUGUGGGGGACCAGCAGCCCAUGGCCCAGAACCUGCUGUGAGCUGGCAGGAUGUGAGCAGGUGUGUCCCGCUGCAGUGCUGAGCUAGCAAUGCCAGCAGUGCAAGCAGACAGCUGUUUGUUGAGCAGGUGUUUGUCGGGGCAUUCCCAGCCUGCCUGCUCAGCAGCACGAUGCUGCCUCCCUGCUGCAGCCCUGGCCCUGGGUGUUUGUUGGUGAUGCCCUGCCCUUUGCCAGGGCUGCUGCAGGGGUUUAAGCCGGCUGUGCCAAGCUGGCUCUGAGCUCCAGCCUGUGCUUUGCCACUGAACUGCCUCGGGGAGAGUCGAGUGAUCUCCCUGCUUACAGAUUGCUCCGAGUUAGAGAAUCCCUUUGUGCUGCCCGUCCGCGGCACUCCAUGUGUUGGAUUAAGCAUGGAUUAGUUCAGUUCCGAGCCAGCUGCUCCCCUGAAGCCAGCUUUGGUUCCCCAGGGAGAAGUAUCUCGCUCCAGAUGUUGGAGGGAGCGAGUGGCAAAGCAAGGAACAGGACGGCGAGCCCCAUGUCCCGUAUCGUGCCCCACAAGCCUCAAUUCCUUUGCAGGUGUUGGCAGGGCUGGGUGAGGGCGCAGCAGCCUCCCGAGAUCCAGGCUGUCAGCGGCUGCCCCGUCCCUCCUCGCGGCGCUGCUGUCGGCGCUGUGUCCCUUUAGGAGCGGCGUCCCCGGGGCCGGCGGGAAGCCCUGCGCCGUGCCGCCUGCCCAUGGCCGCCUCGUCCCUGCCGCGGCUGCCAUCCCCCCUCCCAGGGGCCGCGGUGCCGGCGCUGACCAUGAAAGCCGAGCCGGGAUCCCCCUGGUGCUGACCCCGGUAGGGACUGUGCUCGGGGCCUUCGGGAGGUGAAAGGUGAGCCGAACUCGGAACAAAUUAGUUCCAAGCAGAAGUUCAGCCAGUUACUCCAGAUUGGAUCCUUUGAUUUCCGCAACUCAGACUCCACUCAGUGAUCUGUAAUGAGUGACUCUCAGAAAUCCUCACAUUGCAGCACUUUGUUCCCGAGCUCACAAGUCAGCCCAUUAAUGGGUAAAGGAAAAGACCUUGAGUCUAAGAAGUCUCGGGUUCAGAGUCAGAAUUAUUUGACUUUUAAGCUUCCUUUAUCUGAACUCCUGCUGACUUCUUGUUUUCUGAGCCUGUUUGAAAGCUAGAAGUUACAUUGUUAAGAUCAAACAUUCUCUCUUUCCAGAUGGAGUUACAAUAUCUGUCUUUUAUAUAUAUAUAUAUAUAUUUUAAUAUAUAUAUAUAUAUAGUGUAUAUAUACCAGGGUGUAUAUAUAUUCCACUCUUUUUUUUUGUUGUUUAAUCGCUCUUUCCAUUAAAAGAAACUAGACUUGUAGGCUCUUGUAAAUUAUAAUGUAAAACAUUUUUUUUAACCAGACAGUUCCCAAUUUUGCCCAAGGCGACUGGAAUAGCUGCGCCGCAGAAGGCAAUAGGAAGGUGAUUAAUAUGAAUUUGUGACAUAUUUGAAAGAUGGGUCUUUUGCCAUAUAAAGAUUAUCAAACACAUGUGCUCUUCCCCAUUAAUUCCGCAGCCCUCCCAGGAAAGCCACAAAGCCCGGCUCCUUUGUUUCCAGGGUGGGUUUUUGUUUUUAAACGUACCUUUUGGUCCCCUUGAUUACCACGUAUUUGAUUUUUAUAGGGCAUCUGUUCACACUGCUGCGUGGGUUCUCAGGCCCUUU
This is a messenger RNA of Lagopus muta (rock ptarmigan), 5942 nucleotides long. RefSeq names its product DNA methyltransferase 1 associated protein 1 (gene DMAP1). The record is from RefSeq and is a predicted model, not a curated record. The transcript has 13 exons. NCBI's taxonomy places the organism in Eukaryota, Metazoa, Chordata, Aves, Galliformes, Phasianidae. Gene Ontology annotation, cellular component: NuA4 histone acetyltransferase complex; Swr1 complex; nucleus. The coding region runs from base 1283 to 2677 and encodes 464 amino acids. Gene Ontology annotation, biological process: DNA repair; chromatin remodeling; negative regulation of transcription by RNA polymerase II. Gene Ontology annotation, molecular function: transcription corepressor activity.